Anolis sagrei ordinatus is the source of this 565-nucleotide messenger RNA. RefSeq names its product NADH:ubiquinone oxidoreductase subunit A11 (gene NDUFA11). Gene Ontology annotation, biological process: mitochondrial respiratory chain complex I assembly. The record is from RefSeq and is a predicted model, not a curated record. Lineage: Eukaryota; Metazoa; Chordata; Lepidosauria; Squamata; Anolidae.
CUCGCGAGAGUUGCCAUUCUGAGGCGGUCUUCUGAGCGUGAAAGAUGUCCGGCUACUGGGACAUCCCGGAGGGCACGGAGUGUGCGAAGAAGACCUGGCUCACGGGCCGGCUCGGGGCCGCCGUGGGCCUCGUGGGCUCCAUUUACCACAUCAUCUUGUUUCCGUCGGAAACAGCGCUGCAUGCCAUCCAGAGGGCCACCAGCGCCACCGUCACCAUGGCUACCUUGGGGGCUGUUUUUGGGGUGACCACUUGCCUCAGCGCCGAGAUCCGGGACGCCCCCGAAGACCCAUGGAACUACUUCGCUGGGGGCUGCGCAUCGGGUGCUCUCUUGGGAGCGAGAGCUCGCAACUUUGGCGUUGGCACUGCCUCCUGCCUCGGCCUGGGCACGCUGGCAGCCUUUGUCAAAAUUGGCAAGAAGGAAGGUUGGCGGCUGUUAGGACCCCCCAUCAACUGAACCUCCUGUUUGAUGUAAGAGACUCAUUGAGGGUGAGAGGAGCAGGCCCACGACAUGCAUCUCUUACAAAGAAUGAAUGUGCACAUAAAUAAACUACUUUGUGGUCCUUC